Messenger RNA from Ectocarpus sp. CCAP 1310/34, 3378 nucleotides. NCBI's taxonomy places the organism in Eukaryota, Phaeophyceae, Ectocarpales, Ectocarpaceae. The record is from the annotation of a GenBank genome assembly.
CUCCUAGCCACAAGAAGUAGACACCAUGACAGACACAACAACGCCGCUACCACCGCCGCCACCUAAGGAGGCGGGAGAUGCUUCCAAGGGGCAAGAAAACGGAGGGGAGGAGGAGAAGGAGGAAGACGUAGCGAUGCCACCAGCACCCGCUCCGCCAGCAGCCUCCGCUGCCGGAGUACCUGCCGCUACGGUGGCUGCGGUUGCUGUUGCUGCGCCCGCACAGACGGGGGGAGGGAAGAGAUCUCCGAGCGACUUCCUUAAGACUGUGCUGGGGCGUCCUGUGGUGGUGAAGCUGAACUCGGGGAUAGAUUACAGGGGCGUGUUGGUGUGUCUUGACGGUUACAUGAACAUCGCCAUGGAACAAACAGAGGAGUACGUGAACGGCCAGCUCAAGGCAACGUUUGGAGACUGCUUCAUCCGCGGGAACAAUGUCCUGUACAUCAGCACUCAACGCCGAAGGUGAUACGGCAGGACAAAAAAUCACCACAUCCCCAGCAUACCUGUCUUUCGAGGGAUGCUCGGCCUCACCUUGACCCGGAACUCUUUGCGUCCGUCCGAUCACGCAAACCGGCUCCUACCUUUACAUCUCUCGCUUGGUGAUAGCGGGGCCAAGCGCGGUGGAGCGGGGCGCGGGGCGGGGCGAGGCGGAGCGUUGCAAACCUGUCAUUUGCUGUAGAUCGAGGACAAGUGCAGUGUCGCUUACCCACCGCUGCACGCAAACGUUGUAUAGCUUUAGUCUUUAUAUCAUCGGGCGUUUCUUUCCAAUUAUCGCUUGUUCGGUCCCCUCCCCGGCCCCCCGAGACCAGCACACGCACACGAAGUAUGUAGAGGGUGCUGAGUCUGGUCGAUACCUUUGUGCUCCCUUCUCUCUUUUGCCAUGAGAGAUAUCUCCGCCGUAAGGGUGCUGAGUGGCCAAUGUUUCCGACUCGCCACGUUUCCUCGGGGUUUGGUCUCUAUUUUUUCGUGAAGAAGCACGAUACCCCAUACCGGAGCGCGGUAGGUGAAGGGUAAUAGAGUUGUGCUCUGUCAACUCGAAUCCCUCCGAAUAUUCAUUUUCAUCGAACGAAGUGGAAUCGAGUGUCGAAAGGCGAUCGAUAAUCUCAUUUUGAGUAAGAGACCCUUCACAUUGUGAGAGGGUAAGCGAAAAUGAUGGUGUGUGGUGUGUUUUCCAAGUGUUGUACGCAUAUGUAAAAUCCCGUUUUGUUUUCAGCGGCUCGCAGUUGUUUUCCAUUCCGCCGAGGAUGAAAGGUACGACCGUCCAUCGUGACAAGACAGUAGUUUACCGGAAAUUGAACGAACCUCGCGUUGGUUGACAGCUUGUGGCCAUUUGCUUCGCUACCUUUGAAUGGCAGAGAAGCAAGGGCCCUUGGUAAAAGCUUGGUUUAUUCACCUCAAGACGAUAUCAACGACAACGAUACAAGGUAUCCACGGUGGAAGGCUUGACUAACUGAAACCAACCGUCACUCAGGGUGAGCGUUCAACCGAGUCGCAACAGGCAUUGCGAAAGUGGUGCAAGCACUGGAAAUAAGCACCAGUUGCUACGGUACCCGUAUAGCUACAAACGAACGUAUGUUUGCAAAGAAAGCUCGGCGGAGGUGCGCAAGUAGGUUCUAGGGAAAAAAAAACGCUAGAAAAAGAACUCGGAACAAACAAAGUUGAUUGUCGUUCUGGGGACUCUUGAAGUCUCAGCAGCAGCAGCAGCACUCCUUCUGAAAAAACAACCGCAGCAGCAGUCGAUAGACAGUACACACGGAAUCUUGCAAAUACCAUACGAAUCUCUACUCAUGAGGCUGAGUCCAGCUCUCUCCAGCUCUCUCCAUCUCUCUCAAGUUCUCGAAUGCACUUGUUUGGUGCGAGUUUGUUGUCUUCGGGCAGAAGUGAUGCGGGAAAACACUGCACCCCUCGACACGAGACGAGGAAAAAAAAAAAACGUCCACAACGGCACCGCACGAAAACAUGACCGCGCCCUCGAUCCCUUACCUACACCCGUGUUCCCGCAAUCAUAACCCUACUCGUAAUGAUGCAUCACUCCCCCCUCGAGCCUUCCCCUCCCUCACUGCUACCCACGGCUGCUCCAUCGUGGGCGCACGUCACUCGUCUCCCCACGCGGGCACGCGGCACAAGUCCGCCCCGCCCUGCCGCAUCCAUGCCAUUAGGGCAAGGGCCCGUGAGAGAGUCCUGCCCACGUGUGGCGAGCGAGAAACUAUGCUGGGGACUACCAUAUCCACGCUUGCGGCAUACGCAAGGAUUAUUCCCACAUAGAGGAACAAACGCGAACUACCCCCCCCCUCCCUCCAAAAAAAAAAUUACAAGUCCGAAGGUAAGGAAGUGGUUGGUUCAAGCGGCGAUACUGCCCGGGAGGGGCAGAGUGACGCUUCUUUCUUUGCGUGCUCCUGUACAACCAAAGGGAGGUGGUAGAACUCCUCCCUCCCGAUGGAAGGAACCGAUGCACUCGUGGAAGCAAUGUACACACAAGCGAACUCCUUUUAAGACGGGCUGAGACCCAGCCAACUCGCAUGUCAAAAGUCGUCAUUUUCUGAACGCGGCCCGGACCAGCGAGAAAUCACACAUUUCUCCACGCCGCGACUGAGAGAGUCGAUGUCGCCGCCUACCAACGCUUUUCAGCCAGGCACCAGUAGCCGCGGCGAUACCGAUCCUGCCCCGCCCGGUUCCAACCCCUCCCCUGUCCGCUUGAUUGUCCAGUCCACGGGGCCGCCGUUGCCCGCGGGAUGGACAAGAACGCGAUGGUCCCGCCAUGAGACCCCCUACCAUGCGCCCACCCCCAACCUUGUUCUUCCGCUGCAGCCUGUUUCGGCGCAUGAUACAGGUCGGUUACAUCCUACAUAUCCAACGACUCGCCAAGAGGAACAUCUCAAGGGUCCCCAUGGCCAGGAGGGUUGGGUGCUGGUGGUAGUGGUGGAAAAAAACAAAACGAUGACAAGCAAUCACGAGCAUUGCCGAGGCGAAUGCAAAUGCAAAAAUACAAGCGCGGUAUUCGAGCAAGGCAACAGCGAAGAGUAAGUCAAGGCAAAACACAAGACACACACACAACGCAAGAAAAAAAAGAGAAGAAAACGGGGGCCAUGUUGCGCUUCCAGCACACGCCCACGGAAAAUAAACAUUUUUCUUCGCCCAAACAACACCUUACCCCGACUACGCCCGAACCCCAACCCCCCAUACACGAUAAGCUAAGCCAAAAACAAUUCUCCUACGCCCGAUAAGGGGCCUGCUCACAUUCUACGAAAUCUACGAAGGCGCUGAGGCUUUAUGGUCACUGACACAAUAAUGAAAUUCCCUUUUACUGAGGCAACAAGAUGGAAUUAAACCACAAUUUAACCCUGUGCGUAGUCGCCAAGCCCCCCCCCCCCCCCCCCCCCC